AUGGGAGUUUAUUCUGGAAUUGGGCCAUGUUUCUUAUCUACAGCCUUCGCUGAAUCACCUGAGCCACCAAGUAUUUUUGGGUGGUUUGGACUCACGACACUCCGCUUGCAAAGUGUCGAAACAAUCAGAAAAGGUUCCAUUGAGCUAAUGGUCAAGAAAUAUCCGAAUGGAAAAGCGAGCGGUUAUUUCCAUUCUCUUAUUCCAGGUGAUACGGUUACUUUCGCUGCCGUGCUGAAGGGGUUCUCUUGGACCGCAAACCAAUUUUUACAAGUUCAUUUAAUUGCAGGCGGCGCGGGGAUUACGCCUAUUUAUCAACUUAUUCAGGGAAUUCUUCGCGAUCCCAAUGACCAGACGAAAAUUAAUCUGAUCUUCGGCGUCAGUACGGAGCAGGACCUUCUUCUUAAAGACGAGCUUGAAGGUGAUCCUGAGGGAGAUAGUUUUCUAUCUUAUAAGGGAUAUAUUACAGAAGAAUUGCUACGCAAGGCUCUUCAUGGCUCUGAAAAGAAUAGUAAGAUCUUUAUAUAUAGACCCGAAGGACUGGAGAAUUCUUUGAUGGAUUCUCGCAAGGCACCUGGUAUUCUUGAAUGA
Messenger RNA from Aspergillus welwitschiae, 588 nucleotides. RefSeq names its product cytochrome b5 reductase family protein. Bases 1 to 588 code for a protein of 195 amino acids. The record is from RefSeq and is a predicted model, not a curated record. Gene Ontology annotation, biological process: ergosterol biosynthetic process. The transcript has 3 exons. Gene Ontology annotation, molecular function: cytochrome-b5 reductase activity, acting on NAD(P)H. NCBI's taxonomy places the organism in Eukaryota, Fungi, Ascomycota, Eurotiomycetes, Eurotiales, Aspergillaceae.